UAUGGCAUCAUAUACGCUCCCUAAUGCCGAUGCGAGACGCUGCCAAGGCUGCCUGUGUGUCUCGCGCCUUCCUUCACUCCUGGAGAUGCCAUCCCAAUCUCAACUUCGACAUGAGAACAAUGUGCUCAAACAAAAUUUUACUUAGGUUGGCACGGGCCUAUAAUGAUAAUAAAAGAGAUAGGACAGAGUAUAACAACAAUAUUGGCAAAGUUCUGUCAAACCACAGACGCGCUGGUGUGAAGACACUCAAGCUUCACUUCCACGGCCCUUUCAAUACCAAAUCUUAUAAUCGUCUCAGUAGUUGGCUUCAAAUUGCUAUUACACCAGUCCUGGAAGAACUUGCCCUUAAUCUGGUGUUAGAGAAUUCAAAGUAUGACUUCCCUUGCUCACUUUUAUCUGACGGGAGUGGAAACACGAUUCGGCAUCUGCACCUUGGUAAUUGUGUCUUACGUCCCAUAGUUAACCUUAGUUUGAGAUGCCUGACGGAGCUGCAUCUGCGUAGUGUGCGUGUAACCAGGGAUGAGUUAUGGCGCCUUCUUUCCAAUUCAUUUGCCCUGGAAAUUUUGAUACUCAAAGAAUGUCAAGAUAUAAUUUGCCUCCAGAUACCUUGCCAUAUGCAGCGGUUGAGCUACCUGGAGGUGUCUGAAUGCUGUAGACUUAAACUUAUAGAGAAUAAAGCUCCAAAUAUCUCCAGCUUUGAUUUUAAGGGUGGUGAAAUACAACUCUCGCUUGGAGAGGCGUUGCAAGUGAAGAAGCUCAAGUUGAACCAUUGGUGUGCUAUCAGUUAUGCUAUCGACGAGCUUGCAUCCAGUGUGCCAAAUCUUGAGGCUCUCACUUAUGGUCUUCUCGUGAGGAGAUUGUCAAUGCACCGAUGGUACCAAGCAAAUUCCUCCACCUCAAGGUCUUGAGUAUUUCUGUUCAAAGUUGGAUCCACAUGUGGGAAUAUGAUUUUUUAUCUUUGGUUUCUUUCCUUGAUGCUUCUCCUUCCUUGGAGACUUUUGACUUGUCUGUAAGUCGAUGUUUAUCCUGCUAGGGUUAUUUAAUAACCGUCGUGGAAUCAUUUACUCAAAUAGCUUAGCCCUUUAUCUUCAGGUACCAGUCCAUCAAGGUAUGACUGGAUUAUUGGAGACCCCUCAACUCUGAGGAAAAUGCCGGAACGCCACCAUGACAAGCUUAUGACUGUGAGGAUCACGGGUUUUUGCUGCCAAAAGAGCCUGGUUGAGCUGACACGCCAUAUUCUAGAGAGUGCACGGUCACUGAAGCGCCUUACAUUAACCACUAUUGAUGAGGAUUACCUGCUCUAUGGCGGCCACAACCGUUUCAGGAAAUGCCCUGCCCUGGACAAGGAGUUUAUCAGGGAGGCGCGCAAGUCUAACAUGGCUGUGAAGACGUACAUUGAGGGGAAAGUUCCCUCUACAGUUCAGUUAGAGGUUUUUAAGCCUUGCAGCCAGUGUCAUGCUUUGUGAAAUUUAGAGGUCGAAGUAUUGUAGUUCCUGACCCCAAUGUUCAUUUGUGUAGUUCUAGUUGUGAUGCCCUUUUGCUUCUUACAUACGCAAGUUACCAGAGCUGUCCAAUGUUUGGUGGUCUGUGAUAGUACAUUCUUAGUAUGUAUUAGUAGCUACAUUGUCCAAUGUACGCAUUUUUUAUGGAGGCACUGCCAUUGAUCAUUGAUGUGAACUUUUCUGAAAAUACUCCUAGUGAAAUUUGUAUGAGAUAAUUUAAACUAAAACUUACUGAUGGAAGGCUGGCAA
Lolium perenne is the source of this 1751-nucleotide messenger RNA. NCBI's taxonomy places the organism in Eukaryota, Viridiplantae, Streptophyta, Magnoliopsida, Poales, Poaceae. The record is from RefSeq and is a predicted model, not a curated record.